Messenger RNA from Corythoichthys intestinalis (scribbled pipefish), 1953 nucleotides. RefSeq names its product gastrula zinc finger protein XlCGF57.1-like. The record is from RefSeq and is a predicted model, not a curated record. NCBI's taxonomy places the organism in Eukaryota, Metazoa, Chordata, Actinopteri, Syngnathiformes, Syngnathidae. Bases 150 to 1262 code for a protein of 370 amino acids. The transcript has 2 exons.
CUUCCGUGUACACUUGCCACACUUGCAGUUCCUUCGUGUUGCCUUCUCUUGACCAAACAAGCUCCUUCUAAACAUUUUCAUCGGACGUCACUGAAGAACAUCUUCACCCUGAGAGACACGAUCCCCCACACUCUAAACAGGAGUUGGCGAUGUUUUACACAAAACAGGAAACGGAGCCAGACACCCCCUACAUUAAAGAAGAAGAACAGGAACAUGAAAUCAUUGCAGUGACUGUUGGUGUGAAGAGUGAAGAAGAUGAAGUUCUAAGCGAAGAGAGUGAAGCAGCGAAAUCUUCGAGCAACAGCUCAUUUCAGGUCCUGACAACAAAAGGAGAAGGACGAUUGCAACCGGACGGGCUUCUAGCUCCGCUUUCUGACAGUGACAACUUAACGUCACACUCUUCUGACACUAAUGAGGAGGAAGAUGACUUUGACCAAAAUGCUUUAAAAUCCUUAAACAGGUCAUCAUUGAAAAGAGCAAAAGAAUUUGCGGGUGGGAAACAGUUUGCCUGCACAUUUUGCGGCAAAGGAUUUUCUCGGAAGGGUCUGUUAGAAAGACACACGCGUACACACACUGGAGAAAAGCCUUUUAUCUGCACACUUUGCAACAAAGGAUUUUCUCGGAAGGCUGUGUUAGAAAGACACAUGCUUACACACACUGGAGAGAAACCUUUUGUCUGCACACUUUGCAAUCGAAGAUUUUCUCAGAAGUCUCAUUUAAGAAUACAUACGCGUACACACACGGGAGAAAAGCCUUUUGUCUGCACAUGUUGUGGUAAAAGAUUCGCCGAAAAGGGAUAUUUAAACCAACACGCAAUCACACACAGUGGAGAGAAGCCUUUCGCCUGCUCACUUUGCGAUAAAAGAUUUUCUCAGAAGAUUCUGUUAGAAAGACACAAGCGUACACACACUGGAGAAAAGCCUUUUGUCUGCGCACUUUGCAACAAAAGAUUUUCUCUGAAGACUAAUAAAGAAAAGCAUAUGCGUACACACACUGGAGAAAAGCCUUUUGCCUGCACAAUUUGUGAUAAAAGAUUCACCAAGAAGGGAAAUUUAAACCAACACACAAUCACACACAGUGGAGAGAAGACUUUUGCCUGCUCCUUAUGUGACAAAAGAUUUUAUUGUCAGUCUCUGCUGACAAGACACAUGCAUACACACACUGGAGAAAAACCCUUUGUUUGCACACUAUGUGACAAAAGAUUCACAGAGAAGCGAAAUUUAAACAGACACGCAGCAACACACACUGGAGAGAAACUUUAAACAGACACGCAGCAACACACACUGGAGAGAAACCUUUUGGCUGCUUACUUUGUGAUAAAAGAUUCGCUCGUAAGAGAGAUUUAGUGUGGCACACAAGAAGCCACACUGAGGAAAAACCUUUGAAUUGCAGUGUGUAACAAAAAAUAUUCAAAUUCUUGCCACACAUUUAGAGUGGAAAAAGCUUUUCGAUUUUCUUAUUUACUUUCCCCUUAUCUUAAUCGAAUGAUUUUGGUUUAGGUUAGGUUACUUCAUAUCAAGCUUGAUCCCAACAGCUUGAGCUGUUGUGUUUUAUAUUAAGACUUUUCUGCUACUUUGAUUAACACAGGUUUAGCUUGUGUCUCCUCUAUUUGUUGCUUUUGUAAACCCUGUUGUAAAGUGACCAUGAGUGUCUUUCAAAGAGCCAUAUUACUGAUUUGUCUUGUUAUUUUUAACUUUACUCCUUGCCACUAGGGGCUGUCAAUCGUGUCUUUCCACUGAUCUUGAGUCAGCCCCGGGAGGCUUAAAAUGACAGCUAAUCAUGACACAGGUGUUGGGCAAAAGAGUUUUUGACUAGGGCUUAGUGCUAGAAUGGAAUGUAUUCAUUCUGUUUGCUCCGUUUUGAAUACGUUUUUGAGCUUUUGAUUUGUUACUUUUAUUUGGAUAAAGAGCAUUUGAGUUAAGUUACAAGACGCCUCCAAAAUAAACUAUUGGA